This is a messenger RNA of Helianthus annuus (common sunflower), 1605 nucleotides long. RefSeq lists its product as uncharacterized. NCBI's taxonomy places the organism in Eukaryota, Viridiplantae, Streptophyta, Magnoliopsida, Asterales, Asteraceae. The record is from RefSeq and is a predicted model, not a curated record. Bases 1 to 1605 code for a protein of 534 amino acids. The transcript has a single exon.
AUGGGUAUUCUUACAGUAGCUGAGUGUAGAGAGCGUUUUGAGGCAUUUGCUCAGUCUCAAUCCCAAGCACGAUCUGAUCAGAGGUAUCAAAGUGGUAAUUCCCACACCACUACUAGUACACCCGCCCGAGGGGUGAACCAUGUCACAAUGGAUCCUAGUUUAGCCUCUGUUUUGGAAAACAUGUCUAGGGAACUCAAAGAAAUUAGGGCUAAGAUAGACAAAUGUGAGUAUUGUCGAGGGGGUCACGACACAAAUGCGUGUCCAUUACUUGUCGGUGACGAGCAGGUCGACUACGUAGGAGGAGGGUUCGGUAGAGGUCAACCUAGCGGUUUGGGUAAUAAUAAUAAUUUUGGUUCGGGUUGGCGUAAUAAUAAUAAUAACUUUAAUAAUAACACUUUUCGCUCAAAUGGACCCCCUGGCUUUCAAAUGGCUCAAAACCCAAAUAGGGGCCAAAAUUCACUCUUUGGUGGGGGUUCAGGUGGGCAGUUCAACAAAGGGUUCAAUGGGCAGGUCAAGGAUGGGGAGUCAAAUAACCAAGGUCAAACAGGUCAGAGUUCAAGUUAUGAUCUAGGGGGUAGUUUAGAGAGGAUGGAGUCCAUGAUGAGUCAACUAGUUGUUAGGGACCAAACUACCCAAAAGACCCUUAGUGAACACGACCUCAUGCUUAAGAACCACCAAGCCUCAUUCCAAGACCUUCAACGAGUCGUAGGGGAUAUGUCUAGAAAAUUAGAAGAGAGGUUACCCGGUCAAUUUGCGGGUAAUACCCAACCUAACCCCAAUGCCCAUGCUAAAGCCAUUACCACUCGUAGUGGCAAGACCGUAGGAAACCCUAGCGUCGAGGAGAGAGUAGUUGAUGAGGAAAGAGAUGUGAUAGAUGAGGAGAUUGAAAUGGAGGCUCCCGGCAAAGUGCAAAACAGGCUAAGCCCAGCAAGUACCGCACAGCCCGGUGAGUCUCAAAGUGAGAAGAGAGUUGAGAAAACCCCAAUAGACGUUAGACCUUCACCCUUAGUGAACCAUGCGUAUGUCCCGUUCCCUUCACGCCUUAAGAACCAAAAAUACUCAAGGGAACAUGGGCAAUUUUUGGACAUCUUCAAGCAAUUGAAGAUUAACCUUCCAUUUAUAGAGGCACUUCAAUCGAUGCCUAAGUACGCGAAGUUUUUGAAAGACCUCCUUAGGAACAAAGAGAAGUUAGGAGAGUUGUCUAACGUCCCGUUGAAUGGGGGAUGUUCCGCCGUUGUGCUAAAUAAGCUUCCCGAAAAGCUUACCGAUCCGGGUAUUUUCACCAUCCCUUGUCUAUUCGGUAGUAAUACCAACACUCGAGCUUUAGCCGACUUAGGAGCUAGUAUCAACUUGAUGCCCUUUUCUCUUUAUGAGAAACUAGACCUUGGAGAGCUUGCACCUACCCGAAUGACAUUGUCUUUAGCCGAUCGGUCCAUUAAGUACCCUAGGGGUAUAGUUGAGAACUUGUUAGUUAAGGUAGACAAAUUCGUGUUUCCCGCCGAUUUCGUAAUUCUAGAUAUGGAAGCGGAUGAGAGAGUGCCCAUUAUCUUAGGUCGUCCUUUCUUACGCACCGGCCAAAGCUCUCAUAGAUGUCUACGAUGGUAA